Ornithorhynchus anatinus (platypus) is the source of this 1959-nucleotide messenger RNA. It is a transcript of the gene ADPRS, whose product is annotated as ADP-ribosylserine hydrolase. The transcript has 6 exons. The record is from RefSeq and is a predicted model, not a curated record. Gene Ontology annotation, cellular component: mitochondrion; nucleus. The coding region runs from base 15 to 1091 and encodes 358 amino acids. NCBI's taxonomy places the organism in Eukaryota, Metazoa, Chordata, Mammalia, Monotremata, Ornithorhynchidae.
CGGUGGGCAAGCGGAUGAUGGCGGCGGCGGCCGGGGCGGGAACGGCGCGCUCUCUGUCCCGGUUCCGGGGCUGCCUGGCCGGGGCGCUGCUGGGGGACUGCAUGGGCGCCGUCUACGAGGCCCAGGACAGCGUCAGCCUGACGUCACUGCUGCGGCAUGUGGGGAGCCUGGAGCCCGAGCCCGGCGCGGGGGGGAGCGCGCGGACAGAGGCGCUCUACUACACGGACGACACGGCCAUGGCCAAGGCGCUGGUGCAGUCCCUGCUGGCCAAAGAAGCCUUCGACGAGGUGGAUAUGGCCAAGAGGUUCGCCGAGGAGUAUCAGAAGGACCCGGAUCGGGGUUACGGCGCCGCCGUGGUCACCGUCUUCAAGAAGCUUCUGAGUUCCAAAUGCAGAGACGUCUUUGAGCCGGCCCGAGCCCAGUUCAACGGGAAGGGUUCCUACGGCAAUGGGGGAGCCAUGCGGGUGGCGGGCAUCUCCUUGGCCUACGCCAACACGGAGGACAUUCAGAAGUUUGCCCGGCUGUCGGCCCAGCUGACGCAUUCCUCCUCGCUGGGCUACAACGGGGCCAUCCUGCAGGCCCUGGCCGUGCACCUGGCCCUGCAGGGGGACCAGCCCCGGGAGCUCUUCCUGCGCCAGCUCAUCCGCCACAUGGAGGAGGUGGAGAGCGACGAGCGGUCCGUGGCAGACGCCAGGGCGCUGGGCAUGGAGGAGUUCCCGUAUUUGAGCCGGCUGAAGAAAAUCAGCGAGUUCCUGGAGCAGAACUCGGUGACCAAGGAGGACGUGGUGUCGGAGCUGGGGAACGGCAUCGCGGCCUUCGAGUCGGUCCCCACGGCCAUCUACUCCUUCCUGCGCUGCAUGGAGCCCGACCCCGAGAUCCCCGCCGCCUACAACGCCCUGCAGAGGACGCUCAUUUACUCCAUCUCGCUGGGCGGGGACACGGACACCAUCGCCACCAUGGCCGGGGCCAUCGCCGGCGCCUACUACGGGAUGGAGCAGGUGACGGAGAGCUGGCAGCAGAGCUGCGAGGGCUUCCAGGAGACGGACGUGCUGGCCCGCAGCCUGCACAGCCUCUUCUGCCGGCCGCUCUGAGGGAGGCCCCCCCCCCAACCUCGGGCCCGACCGGCCCCGCUCGCCAGCUGGCACCGCUGCUUCCGGCGGCGGCGGCGGCGGCUCUCGAGGGUGGCGGGCCCGAGCCGGGCCGUGAACUCUCAGCCCUCUCCCGCCUCACCGUCCGCCCUCCCCCGUGGGUGGCUGCGCUGGAAGAUGAGCCGGGGGGAGAGGGGGACCGAGCUCUUUCCGUUGGCCUGUGCCAGAGGCUGGAGGAAGGUCGUGGCGGGCCUACCGCCCUUUUCCUCCCCCCUCCCCGGCCCCCGGACUGGCUGGGAUGUCGUCCAGCUAACGCGGGCACCCCGGAACUCACUCCGGACAGGAGAUGGGGGUGAGCGGAGCCGGGACACGUUUGCAUCUGGGGAAAGAGUUGGAUUUGAUAGUAAAAAUAGCAUUUGUCAAGCACUCACUGGGUACGUGGCCCUGUGCUAAGCACUGGGAAAGUUCAUCGCAAGCAACUGAUUCAUUCUCUGCCCACAGGGAGCUUUUAAAGAAGCAAAGCCCUCCCGCUCUUUUUUUUUUUUUUUUAAACAGUCGGGAGGGAGAAGGGUGGGCGGUUCUUAAAAGAACAGUGGGAUAUUUGGACUUCCCUCUGGUCUCGGGGGAUCUACUCUCCGCAAGAAACAGAACUCCGCUUCCCACCCCUCUGAAAUUCCCCCAGCCCCAGUGCUCAGAGGAAGUCCCCGUGUGGCCCCGCUCCUGCUGUGGGCUCCAGGGGGGCUGGUGGCACCACCAUGGCGGGUGGGUAUCGGCACCCGCACCGGGGGGGCAGGUCGUCUUAAACCGGUUUAUAAUAUCCAGGCGGCACAGCCCUGAAAUAAACAGGCGACUGCGAGCCCCUCUGUCCUUG